Messenger RNA from Lytechinus pictus (painted urchin), 7442 nucleotides. Its product is annotated as membrane-bound transcription factor site-1 protease-like. Gene Ontology annotation, biological process: proteolysis. Bases 640 to 4026 code for a protein of 1128 amino acids. Gene Ontology annotation, cellular component: Golgi apparatus. The record is from RefSeq and is a predicted model, not a curated record. Lineage: Eukaryota; Metazoa; Echinodermata; Echinoidea; Temnopleuroida; Toxopneustidae. Gene Ontology annotation, molecular function: serine-type endopeptidase activity. The transcript has 23 exons.
CCACAAACGGGAGCGCCUCGAUUACCAAUACCUGCAUGCAUGCAGGGAUCGAUACUUGUGGCAUUUGUCAUGUCGGGCGGAUGCGAAAGCGCACUAGGCUAUCACCGACUACGUUUAAAGUAAGCAUUACGGUAAAUCUGUGGUUCAAAAUACCUUGAAGUGAAGUCAAUAGCCCACUUAUGUCUCCUUCCGACACCACGGGCGAUGAUGUUUUGCUGAUUAGCCAUUAAUUGUCGUAAAAUAGCAUUAAUUUUCAGGGAGGAUGAUUACGUACGAGAUGAGUACCGGUGUCGACUAAAUUUAAACGGCCUUUAAAAAAUGAGGUGGCGCUAGACUAGAUCGAGCAUCGAGUGCAUGGUGCACGAUGAUAUCGAGAGAGCUAGAGGGCUGUUUCCGGUACAAUUUCGUGAGAAAAUGGAGUGCACCUGCUAUUGUUUUUCUGUAAACUUCUAUAUUUUAGGUUAAAGGCAAUGAGGCCUUGACCGGCCCGUGGGAUCGCCUCAGGUACACGUAUGUGAGCAAUCUGAAGAACACAAUGAUCAUCAUAUUCCGGAACUCUGGUGAAUUACAUGUAGUAUCUGCUUGGCUUUAUACCUAACAUCGUCAAAGGUGUGCGAUACACCCAUCAUCCACGGCACCAUGUAUCCAUCCAAACUCAUCAGUCACCACAACCAUCAUCGUCACAGCCAUAGUCAUGGCAACCACUGCAAACAUCAUUACAGGACAUCACUAUCAAUCGGAACUUUAACGAUGGAUGUGAGCUGUCGAAGACUCUUGUAUCUCCUCUUUUUAUUAACUGCUUGCUUUGAGCUGAGCUUUCAGCUGGAUAGAACUCAUGUGCAAUAUUCUCCAUACAAACUCACUUCUGUUCCAAUGUCCUCUGCCACCUGCCCGGGUAUGGAACCCCCGACAGAUAGCGAUCUCAGUCGUCAGGCUCAUUUUUCCACAGAGCUUGUUUCAAAUGAAUUCAUAGUCAUGUUUUAUAGUUACUACUCGGCCAAGGCAAGACACAGAUAUCUAUGCGCGGCAAUGAAGGGCUGCAAUGCCAGUGAUUGGCACAUUGUAACCAGGGACAACCCAGCAUCAGUUUAUCCGAGUGACUUUGAAGUGAUCAAGAUAUCGGGAGCGGAAGAGGCUGAUCUUAGUGCUCUGUCAGAUCACCCUGCUGUAAAGCAGGUCACUCCGCAAAGAAGGGUCACUAGGUCAAUCAAGAGGUCAGAGGUUAUGGAAGAGGAAGGAGAGGAUGAUGACGUCAUGCCCUUUAUUGAUGGAUUGAAAGUCAAAGAUCCAUGUGAUGGAAAUGGCGCAUACUGCACCAGUAAUUGGACGUCAUCAAGAAAGAUUUCAAGGACAAGUUUAGGAGUGAAUACCAACUUCUGGCACUCGACUGGUCGUCACACAAGCCGUCGUCUUUUGAGGGCAGUCCCUCGCCAGAUCACAAGUGCUUUGGAAGCUGACCUGCUUUGGGAUAUGGGAUUCUCUGGUGCUGGCGUGAAGGUGGCCGUAUUUGACACAGGUCUGAGCGAGAAUCAUCCACACUUCAAGAAGAUCAAGGAGAGGACCAACUGGACCAAUGAGAAGACUUUAGACGAUGGGCUGGGCCAUGGGACAUUUGUAGCGGGCGUUAUCACCAGUCAUAAAGAGUGUCUGGGAUUCGCACCCGAUGCUGAUCUGUACAUAUUCAGGGUUUUCACAAAUAAUCAGGUGUCUUACACGUCAUGGUUUCUGGAUGCCUUCAACUAUGCAAUCCUGAAGAAGAUCAAUGUCCUGAACCUCAGCAUAGGGGGACCCGACUUCAUGGAUCAUCCUUUUGUUGAUAAGGUGUGGGAGUUGACAGCAAACAAAGUGAUCAUGGUUUCUGCUAUUGGCAACGAUGGUCCACUUUAUGGAACUUUGAACAACCCAGCUGAUCAGAUGGAUGUGAUUGGAGUAGGAGGAAUCAACUUUGAGGAUUCUAUUGCAAAGUUUUCAUCGAGAGGGAUGACCACAUGGGAGUUACCAGGGGGCUAUGGUCGUCUCAAACCAGAUAUAGUGACAUAUGGUUCAGCUGUCCGUGGGUCAGGACUAAAGAAUGGCUGCAGGACCCUCUCUGGUACUUCAGUAGCUUCUCCUGUCGUUGCUGGGGCCGUGACUCUUCUUGCCAGUUCUGUCCAAGAUCGCCAUUGGGUUUUGAACCCUGCUAGCAUGAAGCAGGCCCUCAUGGCUUCAGCCAGAAGACUACCUGCUGCUAACAUGUUUGAACAAGGCCAUGGCAAGCUCGAUCUUAUCAAGGCUUAUCAGAUACUCAGCACAUACAAGCCCCAGGCCAGCUUUAGUCCCAGUUACAUUGAUUUGACGGAGUGUCCAUACUUCUGGCCAUAUUGUACACACCCUAUCUAUCAUGGUGGGAUGCCAAUCAUUGUGAAUGUGACCAUCCUCAAUGGCAUGGGAGUGACGGGAAAGAUUGUUGGGAAACCUGUAUGGCAGCCCUUUGCUCCCCAGCAUGGAGAUCAGAUAGAGGUUGCUCUUUCCUUCUCCCCUGUCCUCUGGCCAUGGUCUGGGUACUUGGCCGUGUCCAUCACGGCUGCGCCCACUGCUGCAUCAUGGGAAGGGAUAGCCCAGGGUCAGGUCAUGAUGACCGUUGAAUCUCCUCCCGAGAAUGGAGAGGACUCCCCUAGACAGAGUAGCCUAAAGCUUCCCAUCAGAGUGAAGGUGAUACCUACCCCUCCCCGCAGUCAACGUAUCCUGUGGGAUCAAUAUCACAAUCUUAGAUACCCACCGGGGUACUUUCCAAGAGAUAACCUUAGGAUGAAGAAUGAUCCUCUCGACUGGAAUGGGGAUCAUAUACACACCAAUUUCAAGGAUAUGUAUGAGCAUUUGAGAGCAGCUGGUUUCUAUGUUGAGAUACUUGGUGCUCCAUUCACAUGCUUUGAUGCAAAGCAGUAUGGUACCCUUCUUGUGGUAGAUCCAGAAGAAGAGUUCUUUCCAGAGGAGAUCAGUAAACUGAAGAGAGAUAUUGACAAUGGUCUAUCAGUUAUGAUAUUUGCUGACUGGUAUAAUACCACUGUCAUGAAAAAGGUCAAAUUCUAUGAUGAGAAUACAAGACAAUGGUGGAUGCCUGAUACAGGAGGCAGUAAUAUCCCAGCCCUCAAUGAAGUACUAGCCCCAUGGGGCAUGGCAUUCGGGGAUGGUGUCUUUGAAGGAGAGUUUUCCAUAGGUGGCAGGAAAAGCCAAUAUACCUCAGGGUCUAGCAUUGUCAAGUUCCCAUCGGAAGGGGGUCUCCUAAUCCAGGCCUCUCUCAAAGACCAGGGCUAUGAGGUCCUCAAGGGGGAGACCAAGACUGCCUCGGAUGUCCCUAUCCUUGGUAUGUUCCAGCAUGGCAAGAGCGCUGGUCGCAUCGUCCUCUUCGGGGACUCCAACUGCCUGGACACCAGCCACAUGCAGACAGACUGCUACUGGCUUCUUGAGACCCUCCUUCAGUACACAGCUUACAGCAACCUCUCCCCCAUGUUCUCUGAUCAUGAGAAUAUAGCUACCUCACUUCCACCGGUAGACACCUUACCAACCAGGAUGGAAGGCAACCACCUGUAUCGCUAUUCCAAGGUACUGGAAGCACACUUAGGGGAACCGAAGCCACGACCCCUCCCUGCUUGCCCCCAGCUGGCCUGGGCUAUUGGAGAACCACUCAAUUUCUCUGCUCCAAGCAAUCUUUACAAGCACCAGAAGCUCCUAUCCGUUCCAGAGGCAUUCCUUCCUCUGGUCCCCAACAGACGCAAUGGUCAACCGGUCGUCCCACAGCUCAUGAAGGAAGAAAACGAGCCCAACGGACCGGGCGGGUUCAACCAGAACCUCUCCGCCUCUGCCCUGGACCAGUUUGGGCCUAUCCCCCUCAUAGGGAUAAUCAGUGUCCUUUUAGUAAUGGGCUUUCUUUUUUAUCAGGUCCAACAACGCAGGACGAGACCAAGAAGACGCAAACCGUACCGGUUAAAGAAGUCUUACCCCCAUGCAUCUUCGUCUCUUCAUUACGGCAAGAUGCCGGCGGUAUAGUACUUAGCGAGCUAAUUAGAAAACAAUUUUUUUUAAUGUUAAAAUGUGAAAGGAUGAAUGGAGGCAUGCAUUUUUUUAAAAUCCACUGAAAUAGUAUUCAAACAAUAGUAUGUCUUUAAUGUAUUUUCUAAUAUUUUUGCAUGCAAUGUUCUGUAUUAGAACUUUGGCACCAGCGCUGAGUUUAUUGGCAUUAAUUUUGGAAAUUUUUAUUUUGAGUAGUUUAUUUCCCAACUUGGGGGAUAUUUUGUAAUAUGUGAAAAGGAAGAUACAUUUUAUUUAAGAUAUUUGUCAGAAUUGUGUACACUAAUGAUUUUAUCUUUCAUGAUUUAAAAAUGUGGUUAAGAUCAUUUCAAAAAGUAAUUGAGGGUAUUUACUUCAGUAUUUUUCAUUCCAUUCUUGUAAUAAUUAUUUGGAAGAUGGGUGUGAAGUGAAUUAGAAAUUUAUGCAAAAAAGGAAUUCGACCCACCACUCUUAUGAAGCAUUCCAACAUAACAUGGGUCUGCAUAAUUUUUGUAUACUUCCAACUUUGCUUUCUAUGUUUGUAACUUGGUUGGUAAUUCUUCAAUUGUAUUCAUGUGAUCAAAGUUUUAUACCUGUUUUUGUAUAAAUAUCAUUAUAUGUAGUAUAACUAUUUCCCUUUAGUGCUUUCUGCUUUAUAAGUAAAUGGAAAGAUCUUUUUAAAUAUUUUUUUUUAAAUUGAAAGUCAGAUUUUGUAGCCUAUAUGAAGCCAAUCACUAAAAUAGCUCACUUUGAACCAUUGGAAAAUAUGCUUCAUAAUUGCUUGUAAGUUACGAGCGACUUUACAAACGACUAGUGACCCUUUCUUGUAGAAAAUUUUAUACAUCAAAUUUUCAUUAGUGUUGAUUUAGCUUUUAAGACAGGGUCACCUGUCAUUUUUAAAGUCACUUAAUGUACGGGCAGCUUAAUUUAUUCUGGCCAUUAUACAGAGGGCCAGGACAAGGGCUAUUUUUGACAACUAAUAAUUAGUUCAUACACCUUUGCUUACCGGUGUAUCAUUUAACCUGCUUCGUACUCUCGGGUUCACUUACUUUGCCCAAGUCAAAUCUAGUAGGGCCAAAGAAAUAUGUUUGACUUGACUUAGGAGAUAUUAUUAACACACGUUUUGCAUAUAUUCUGGUCUAAAAAAAAUCUUCAACUCAGGUGAAUCUACGAUAUAUCAAAGGUCAACUCAUAAGUAUUCUUUUCACUAGAAAUCAUACAAUAUAAAUUCAAAUCAAUUAAUGAAAUACUUCAAAUGUACAGAGAUGAAAAUGAUUGUUUCAGUAAAACAAAAAAUUAUUCAGACACUGGAUGCACUUGCUGCUGGGCAUUGGGCAAAGUUAACUUCAAAACUGUAAUUCUUUGUACUGCCCUCAUUCAUACCCCUUCCUGUGUCCCAUUACAUAACAAAUUCACCUUUUCUAUAACAAGUUUGAUACCAGCCAAUCAAAUUAAAUGAUUUCAGUAUCUUUUAACUGUUAUUGCAAAUUUGUUAUUACAACACAUUUCAUGAAACACCCCAGGUGAAUCCUGUAUUUUAUCUUGUCAAACUUUAAUUUACUGUGAGUAUACCAUUGCCUUUUUUAUGCAAGAAGUAUUGCACAGGUUUAUAUAUGUGAUGUUACGUGCUAUUGGGAGGUCCUCGGGUAUUCAAAAUGUCAUGCAAAUGAUGUAGUUUGAUCUAAUGUUUAUUGCACCAUUGCAUUUACCUGUUGGCUAUUUACUGUUUUAUUACCUUGCUCCAUGGAACCUAUGAAUUUUGGUAUAUUCUUGGUGCAUACUGAUUGGGGAAGUUUCCCUAAGCAAUACUCAAAUUGUCUGACUGGCAGAAGGUUGUGCAUGCCCAGCGUUUUGCAAUUCCCAUGCUGUUGGCAUACAGGUACUAGCUCAUUCACACGUUACGCAAAUUGUACAGUGCGCAUGAAAAUUAACGGCAUUCUGACUGAUGAACAGGAAUGGAUUCAAAAUACAUGCAAAUCCAAAUUGCCUUCCGCCGGUCAGGCAGUGAAAUUAUUUUCCUGAUUGGUUUCCGAUGUUCUAUCCAUUCAUCCUUUCACAUCCCCAUCUCUAUUGUAAAUAAUGAACAAUUUACAGGGAAUAUGGCAAUUGCAAUUGUAAGAAUGUACAUAUCUACUUCUCUUUGAUAUUUGUGAAUAGCAUUGUGCAUUGUUGACAAGUAGCAUGACUAGGUCAAAGGUGAAUGGAAUGAUACGAAAUAAAGAAGAAGAAAAAAAAAGAAUAUUUUAGGACACCUUACUAUUUUUCAUAUGAACAUAAAGAAGGAUUGUAAGUGUUUUAGAAUAGUCCUGACAGUAGUGAUAAUGAUUACAUUUUGCUUUCAUAUAGCACUUAAUACAUCGAUGCUCUGCAAGAUAGGAGAUAAGAUAACAGACAGAAUGAAUACUAACAAAAUAACCACCCAAAUAGGACUUUUGUUAUGGUUGUUGAUAUGUGUCAUUUAUGUUAUGCCAAAACUACUUAUUUGACAUCCAGAUUCUGGAUGUAGCAUUUGUAUUCUGCUAUGACACACUUUCUGGUUAGAUGACCCCUGUGACAUGAAUUUAUCCCUUAUUUGUGAUUUUUGCCAUUUAUGGUAACUUCCACUUAAAACUUGACUCUUAUUGGUUGUUAAAAGGGAAGUUCACCCAGACACUUUAUUUAAAACAUUGAAGGAUUGAGGAAAUCCAUCAAAGAUUUAAAUGUAUUAGAAUUUAAAUUUUUUGAUUUGUGAAGUCAUAUGCAAGCAGCUUCUCAUGUAUCGUUAAUUAGAAAUCAAUGAAAUGCCAUUUCCUAAAAAAAUUGAAAAUAGUUUUUAUUGUACCUUCAGUAUCAACAGGCAAAUUAUUCCACACCCGCUCCUUAAGGAAGAAAAUUUGUAGUCAUCAUGAACCAUUGAAAACUUGAAAUUUAUACAUUUUAUCGUACAUAAAAUAUGAUGAAGCUGCUUGUAUAUGACGUCACAAAUCAAAAACUUAGUGUUCUAUUAAAUUUCCUCAAACCUUCAAUAUUUUUUCUGGCAUUUUUGCACCAAGCUUUUUGUCAGGGUGAACUUCCCCUUUAAGUACUGCUACCAUAGUAAUGACCAUCGAUUGCAAAAUUACCAUAAUAGUGGUUCUCUCCAACAGGACUCAGAUGUGUUGUAUGUCUGUACAGUCAGAUUUAUAUUAACUUAUAUGCAGUUCGUUAUUUAAUUUAUCUAACUACUUAUCUCUUACAAUUUUUAAUUUUUAACUUUGAUUCAAGAAUAAUAUAUUGUUCACUGUUGUCUAGCCAUCGCUAAAGAUCAAUGUUCCAGUGUGAAGGGUGAGAGCAUGUAUACUUGUCAACUUUGGAAAUAUGUUAUAUGUAUAUAUAACAGUGUACAGACUUAUCUACAUUUUUUUCCAGGAAUAAACUAAAUGAUGGAUAUUACUGUA